Messenger RNA from Ilex paraguariensis (yerba mate), 1281 nucleotides. The record is from the annotation of a GenBank genome assembly. NCBI's taxonomy places the organism in Eukaryota, Viridiplantae, Streptophyta, Magnoliopsida, Aquifoliales, Aquifoliaceae.
AUGGAUAGGCAUCAAUACCCGCGAGAGAGAGAAAACCCAUCUUUCUCAUCAACACUACUCGAUGCAAUCUAUCGUUCAAUUGACGAAGGAGAAGAAGAAUUAGUCCUUUGCAGAGAAACCAUGAGGAAGAAACACAGUAAUUGCACUGUGAAAGGCAAUGGUGGUGGCUUUCAGAAUGAGGAAGAUAAAGCCAAUUUUCAACGAGCUUGCAUGAUCGAGAAAUGGAUGGAGAAGAAAGUAAGCGAGAAGGUGGUUGUUCGUAGAAAAUCUCUGACUGAUUUUCAAAGAGACCCACGAAAUGAUAUUCAUGUUCCGGUGUUGUUGAAUUCGAGCUCGAGCUCUUCAGAUUCGAGUUCUGGAGGAGGAUUCUCAUCAUCAGAGGCUGAAUCUGUUCAAGGGGGUGUUUCAUCAAGGUCAUCUUGUUAUGCUUUGCAUAGGCCAAAGCCAAUUCGAACAAGCGUCUCAUCAGUCCAGCUCCAGCCUGAAAAAUUCAACAAUCACGAAAAAGAACACAAUAAUCAUCAUCGCCAUCGUCAGGAGAGAGAUUACAUUUCACAACAGGAACCAAAACAUGAAGGAGGUUUCGUGAAGACAAAGUCGAGAGCUUUGAAGAUAUAUGGUGACCUCAAGAAAGUUAAGCAACCAAUCUCUCCUGGUGCUCGACUUUCGAGUUUUCUGAAUUCUCUUUUCACCGCAGGAAAUGCAAAGAAACCAAAGAUUUCUUCCACUGGAGGCUUUGAUGAAUCGAAAUUGAAAUCUGCAAACACAUCUACAUGUUCAUCAGCUUCGUCAUUCUCAAGGUCAUGUUUGAGCAAGACUCCAUCUUCCAGGGGAGGAAAAUUAAGCAGUAAUGGCACAAAGAGGUCGGUGAGGUUCUAUCCCGUGAGUGUAAUUGUCGGGGAAGAUUGUCAACCAUGUGGACAUAAAUCUUUAUAUGAAGAUCAUCAUGAAGCAAAUUUUCAGACUCUGAAAGAGAAACGAAACUCCAUGAAUGAAGAGCUUAAAGUUCAUAUCAUGGAGAAACACCGCAGAGUUGAGGAAGCUGCAAGAGAUCUUUUAAAGAAUUAUCAGAAGAAGGUUGAGCAGUGCGAGUUUGAUAUGAGAAAUUCACUUGAUGGGGACGAUGAUGAUGAUGAUGCUGCAAGUUAUGCUAGCUCUGAUCUAUUUGAACUCGAUAAUCUUUCUUCUAUUGGAAUUGAAAGGUAUCGGGAAGAAUUGCCCGUGUAUGAAACAACCCAUUUCGACACCAAUCGAGCCAUUGCUAAUGGUUUGAUUUUGUAA